This is a messenger RNA of Ctenocephalides felis (cat flea), 1383 nucleotides long. Its product is annotated as zinc finger protein 239-like. Bases 158 to 1315 code for a protein of 385 amino acids. NCBI's taxonomy places the organism in Eukaryota, Metazoa, Arthropoda, Insecta, Siphonaptera, Pulicidae. The transcript has 3 exons. Gene Ontology annotation, cellular component: nucleus. Gene Ontology annotation, biological process: regulation of transcription by RNA polymerase II. The record is from RefSeq and is a predicted model, not a curated record. Gene Ontology annotation, molecular function: DNA-binding transcription factor activity, RNA polymerase II-specific; RNA polymerase II cis-regulatory region sequence-specific DNA binding.
GCUUUAUAAUAAAAUAAAAGCUUUUAACAAGAAGUUGUGUCAAUUUCCCUAUCUGUCAAAUAUGAAGUGUCUUGAGGAAAAAAUCAUUUUGCUAACAUAAAUUGUGCAAAUUAGACUUCUUUCAACUUAAGAAUACAUUUAAUGCAAGUAUUUCAAAAUGUCAGAAGCAACAACUAUCCCUGACAAUGAACCAAAAAUUAAAAUCGAACCAACAGAAAGUUCAAUUGAAGACAUUAAAAAUGAAAUAAAGGAAGAGCCUGAAUCGUGUUUAGAAAAUGAGGCAACAUGUUUGAAGCGCUUCAUGAAUUCUGUAGUAGAGAUAGAAGAAGAGGUCAAGCAGGAAUUAAUUCAGGCUCCUUGUGAUGCAAGUGCUUUAGAAAUACAUGUAACAGUUCAUACUGAUGAGAAACCUUUUGUAUGCACAAUAUGCAAUAUAGGAUUCACUAUGAAAAAUCAUUUAGAUCAACACGUUUGUGCUCAAGCCGAGGAACAAACUUCAAACUUCAAUGAAUCUGAUAAUGCAAAACAAAAUAUUCCUGCUAAUACUGCAGAAGGUCUUCAUAAAUGUGAAGUAUGUAAUAAGGCAUUCCAAUAUCAAUGCAGCUUGAAAAACCACAUGCUUAUUCACAGUGGGACUAGCCCCCAUAAAUGUGAUCUAUGUGAUAAGAUAUUCACACAAUCGAGUCAUUUAAAACAACACAUGCGCGUUCACAAUGGGGAGCGCCCAUAUAAAUGUGAAAAAUGCCAUAAGACAUUCACACUAUUGAGUAACAUGAAAGAUCAUAUGAACGUCCACAGUCAAAAACGCUCCUACAAAUGUAACAUAUGUGAUAAAACAUUCAUUCAUUCGAGAAGCUUGAAAAAACAUACACUCGCUCACAGUGGAGAUCGCCCCCAUAUUUGCAAACUUUGUAAUCAAAGAUUCACACAAUCGAGUAGCUUAAAAACACAUAUGCAAAUUCACAGUGGGGAGCGCCCUCAUAAUUGUGUAAUAUGCAAUAAGACAUUCACGCGAUUGGAUACUUUAAAAAAACAUAUGCUCGUUCACAAUGAAGAACGUUCUUUUAAAUGUGAAUUAUGUGAUAAGGCAUUUAAGGAAUUGAAUACCUUGAAAGAACAUAUGCUUAUUCACAGGGGGGAUUGUCCUCAUAAGUGUAAAAUUUGCUUUAAUGCAUUCACAAGAGCGAGUCACCUGAAAAGGCAUAUGCUUAUUCACACUGGACAUCGUCCUCAUUGUUGUGAAAUAUGCAAUAAGAGUUUCACACAAAUAAAUACUUUGAAAAGGCACAUGCUUGUCCAUACUAGAAAGCAAUAAUAAAUAUAUUAAUUAUUAUGAAUUAUACUAUAAUAAGGGAUAAACACAAGUAAUGUAAAAUAUGCUAU